Salvia hispanica is the source of this 1717-nucleotide messenger RNA. Its product is annotated as polyamine oxidase 1-like. The record is from RefSeq and is a predicted model, not a curated record. Gene Ontology annotation, biological process: polyamine catabolic process. Gene Ontology annotation, molecular function: polyamine oxidase activity. NCBI's taxonomy places the organism in Eukaryota, Viridiplantae, Streptophyta, Magnoliopsida, Lamiales, Lamiaceae.
CUUCUCUCUUAAUUACUUCAUCUUCAAAAUUUUACUACUUGUUUCCUCACACAAAUUAAACUCUCUAUCUCUUCCUCUUUCUAGUUUAAUUCAUGGAGAAUCCCACACCAACCAAAUGCUCCGUUCUAAUUGUCGGAGCCGGUAUUUCUGGUAUAACGGCGGCGAAGCAGCUGGCGGAGAAUGGGGUGGAGGAUUUUGUGAUAGUGGAGGCGUCUGAUAAAAUAGGGGGCAGGCUGAGGAAGGAGGAUUUCGGCGGCGUGGCGGUGGAGCUGGGCGCCGGGUGGAUCGCCGGCGUCGGCGUCGGCGGAAACAAGACCAACCCGCUCUGGGAAAUGGCCCGCCAAUCCAAUCUUCACACCUGCUUCUCUGAUUACUCCAACGCUCGUUUCAAUAUCUACGAUAACAGCGGAAACAUAUUUCCGGCCGAAGUAGCGGCGGAGGCCUACAACAAGGCGGUGGAGUCGGCCGUUGCGAAGCUGAACAAUAAAGAAUCUGAUGAAACGCCAACAUCUCCAAAGAGGCCAAUUGAUCUUGCGAUUGAUUUCAUGUUGCAUGACUUUGAAAUGGCUGAGGUGGAGCCAAUACCAACUUAUGUGGAUUUUGGGGACAAUGAAUUUCUUGUUGCUGAUAAAAGAGGUUACGAGCAUUUGGUGUACGAACUGGCAAAGUCCUUUCUUUCUACCUCGGAUGCUCAAAUCAUGGAUACCAGAUUGAAACUCAACAAUGUAGUGAGGACGAUGGAACAAUCGAGGACCGGUGUGGUCGUGACAACGGAGGAUGACAAUGUCUACGAAGCAAAAUACGCGAUUUUGUCGGUCAGCAUCGGAGUUCUUCAGAGCAACUUAAUCUCCUUCACACCACCAUUGCCGAGGUGGAAAACAGAGGCCAUCUCAAAUAUUGACAUUAUGGUCUACACAAAGGUCUUCCUAAAAUUCCCACAUAGAUUUUGGCCUUCAGAUUCGGACAAAGAGUUCUUCAUGUAUGCACACCAAACACGUGGUUAUUACACGUUUUGGCAGAGUAUGGAGAGUGCUUACCCAGGAUCGAACAUCCUGGUUGUGACAUUGACGAACGUAGAAUCCAAACGAAUCGAAGCACAAUCAGAUGAAGAGACUAAGACUGAAGCAAUGGGAGUGUUGAGAGCCAUGUUUGGGGCUCAUGUCCCGGAGGCGAGCGACAUACUCGUGCCGAGGUGGUGGAACAAUCGCUUCCAACGCGGUAGCUACAGCUUCUAUCCGGUUCAUGUUGAUCAUCACCUCCUACACUGUGUCAAGGCACCAGUUGGAAGGAUAUUUUUCUCAGGCGAACAUACAAGCGAAAAGUUCAAUGGGUACGUGCACGGGGGCUACUAUUCAGGCAUGGAUACUAGUAAAGCUUUGAUUGAAGAGAUGAAGACUGAGAUUGCUAGAGAAAAUGAAACUCAAUCUUUUCUAUUCCAACCAUUUUUAGCCCUCACAUUGCCACAAGUGUUUGAUAUUCCAACACACCUCCUUCACAGACUUGCAAAGGCCAUCAUAUAAAUCAAAUACUAGCAGAAAAAGCAAGACAUGUUUAUCAUUAAAUUAGUUUAAUUUCUUGUAAUUUAUGUAUAAGGUCCAUUGAUUUAAUUCUUUUGUUUUAGAUAAUGGUUGUAUUAAUGACCUUUGAUUUCAUCUAUCUAAAUAUAAAUAUUAUUGUCCUAAAAUACAUUCAAUGGACAUCCAUUGGCAUUGCACAA